Molecule: messenger RNA, 981 nt
Organism: Drepanopeziza brunnea f. sp. 'multigermtubi' MB_m1
Lineage: Eukaryota; Fungi; Ascomycota; Leotiomycetes; Helotiales; Drepanopezizaceae
Biological process (GO): regulation of transcription by RNA polymerase II
Cellular component (GO): CCAAT-binding factor complex; nucleus
Molecular function (GO): DNA-binding transcription activator activity, RNA polymerase II-specific; protein heterodimerization activity; RNA polymerase II cis-regulatory region sequence-specific DNA binding
Source: RefSeq, a predicted model, not a curated record
AUGGAUCAACAACCACCCAGCUCGUCGCACGGCCAGCAGCAACAGGGAGUAGGACAGCAUCAGCAUCAGCAGCAGCAGCAGCAGCAGCAACGGUCGACCUUGCCUAGGUACGACAUAGGCCUGGGGGGCCAUUAUGGUGCCAGUUCUGCGAUUGCUGCUCAAGGAUUUGCGCCAGUUGCGGACUUUUACACUGGUGCCUGGGCAAAUGUCAACCAAGGCCUCCACGGCAACUACAAAGACAUCCUCACCACCUACUGGCAACACGUAAUCAACCACCUCGAGACCGAGGCCCAUGACUACAAGCUCCACCAGCUGCCCCUCGCCCGCAUCAAGAAAGUCAUGAAGGCCGACCCGGACGUCAAGAUGAUUUCCGCCGAAGCACCCAUCCUGUUCGCCAAGGGCUGUGACAUCUUCAUCACUGAGCUCACCAUGCGCGCCUGGAUCCACGCCGAAGAGAACAAGCGCCGCACACUGCAACGCUCCGACAUCGCGAGCGCGCUGGCCAAGUCCGACAUGUUCGACUUCCUGAUCGAUAUCGUGCCUCGCGAUGACGCAGCCCACGGCGGCGGAACGAAGCGAGCACAGGGCCAUGCACCGCCCAGCGCUCCCGUUCCUGGGACCCAAUUGCCACAACAGAAUAUCCCGCAGCAAGGUCACAUGCCGCCCCCGGAAUACGGUGCUAUCCAUGGGCUUGGACAGGAACAGGACUACCGCCAACAGCCGAAUAUGUACGGAGGGCAGGUUCAGGCUGGUCCAUCGGCCUCGUAUGGCGGUGCGCCACAGCAGGGCAUGUACGGUGACAUGGAGGGCAUAUAUGGCGGAUAUCCUCCUAUGCCGCCUCAGCAGAACAUGUACCAAAUGCCUUCCCAACACCGACCUCAAGACCCGUCCAUAGGUCCCGAUCCUGGCCACAACUACUCUCGCCAUGACGGAGGAGAAGGCGAGGCCGAUGCGGAGGGCGAGCGUGAUGAUUUUGGAUAA